UAUUUCUAAUCCGGUCGACCUCCACAUCCGCUAGAGCCUUGGACCUCCCGCCGCGCCGCACCUAUGGCGGUCGCCGCCGCCGCCGCCGCGACGUCGUUCUGGCUUCUCCGUAGACCCUUCUCUUCUACUGUCCUCGCGCGCUACGCGAAUCCUAUCCUUACCCCUCUAUGCUUCUCGCACUCUGCGUCUGCUCCCGCCCUUGCCUCUUCAACACCAGCACCGCCUGCGCCUCCGCUUACCACCUGCUCCGGCGAAGGAGGUGGCGGUCUGAGGUGGGAGUCCACGCGGAAGAAGAGAGUCGUGCUCCGCGUAGGCUACGUCGGCAGCGAGUACCGAGGUCUCCAGAAACAGCGAGAGCUCAGCGCGGAUUCCACCAUUGAGUCAGUCUUGGAAUCUGCCAUCUUCAAGGCAGGGGGCAUUCUUGAGAGUAAUUACGGAAAGCUGCAAAAAGUUGGUUGGGAAAGGAGUAGCCGAACCGAUAAAGGGGUACAUUCACUGGCUACAAUGAUCUCUCUGAAGAUGGAAAUCCCUGAUCGAGCAUGGGAGAACGAUCCUGAUGGCAUAGCUCUUGCGAAUUUCAUUAACUCGAAUCUACCAAACAAUAUCAAAGUUUUCAGUAUCUUGCCUGCGCAAAGGAGUUUUGAUGUAAGGAGGGAAUGCUUGUACCGGGAAUACUUCUAUCUUCUCCCUGCUGAAAUUAUCGGAAUUAAAAGCGGUUGUAGCUCUGAAGAAGUAGAGGAGCACUUGAUUGAAUUCAAUAGCAUACUGAAAGGUUUUGAGGGGAACCACCCAUUUCAUAAUUACACUGCCCGUGCGAAGUACAGGAAAGUUCUAGCUGGAGCGCACCGAAGGUCCAAGGAAACAAGCUCAACCAUAAAUUCCAUUCCCUCUGAAUUGGCUGUGGACCAAAGCCCUAAUGAUGAUGGUGCUACUUCAGAUGCAGAUGAUGAACACUUAAAUUUUUCGUCAGUAGUUGAUUCCAGUUUACCAGAAAACGAUUGGAAUAAGGAUAAUCCCAAACAUCAUGAGAAUCAUGUGCAGAUUCAAGCUAGAUGGCUCCAUGAGCCUAAUGAAAAUGAUAGAUUAAGUGCUUCACACUUCAGAGACAUCAUCACUUGCUCAUGUGGAGAGUUGCAGAGUUCUUCAGGAAUUCAAUUUGUUGAACUGACUAUAUGUGGAGUGUCUUUUAUGCUACAUCAGAUCCGCAAGAUGGUUGGUACUGCUGUGGCAGUGAAGCGUGGAUUACUACCGAAAGAGAUUAUAGAACUGUCUCUCGCAAAGUUUUCUCGCAUCGUCUUACCGAUCGCUCCAUCUGAAGUUCUGAUCCUUAGAGACAACAGUUUCUGCACAAGGAACAAGCAAGGCAGCAUUGUUCGCCCUGGCAUCCAAUCGAUAAACGAAUCUAAAGAAGUCAAGAAGGGAGUAAUGGAAUUUUACAAGGCAGCUCUUGUGCCUGAGCUGGCAAAAUACUUGGAUGCAUCCGAACCUCCGUGGGAGGAAUGGGUGGAGAACUUGGACCACUUCACCAGCAUACCGGAUUCUCAGUUGGAUGAAGUUAGGACAGCGUAUACAGCAUGGAGAGAGGAUUACAUUCGAGCGAAAACGGCUCGAAAGAGUUCUGGCGGUGGCUGAUUUCUUUGUCAAGCUGACCACAAGGUGGACAAGAACCCAAACUAAAUCCCUUUUCUGAAAUGCAAAUCAUGUUUCUCCUCCAAGCAUUUCCCCAUACAGGAGCCUGACUUGUGGGCAGGCAAAGUUGGCUUACCUUUUUUUUUUCUCUCUCACGGGGACAAUACUGAGAGCCUGAGCCAUUGAUUGAUUAGACUAGGAUGACCCGCAGACUGUAAGUGUCCCGUUUGCCAAAUGCAACAGCAAAGUCUCUGUUUGAUUGAUUCACUGACUGUUUCUACUUCUCCUUUGAAAAAGGUAGCCAUUGCAAGUGCCAAUCUGCAGGCAGGCAUAAUAAAGCAGUAGUACGUGUUGCAUGCA
This is a messenger RNA of Brachypodium distachyon (stiff brome), 1989 nucleotides long. Its product is annotated as putative tRNA pseudouridine synthase. The record is from RefSeq and is a predicted model, not a curated record. The transcript is spliced from 7 exons. Gene Ontology annotation, cellular component: nucleus. Bases 64 to 1632 code for a protein of 522 amino acids. Gene Ontology annotation, molecular function: pseudouridine synthase activity; RNA binding. Lineage: Eukaryota; Viridiplantae; Streptophyta; Magnoliopsida; Poales; Poaceae. Gene Ontology annotation, biological process: tRNA pseudouridine synthesis; mRNA pseudouridine synthesis.